UAUAAAGUGGCGGGUACUAAAUUGGAACAGACACAGUUGCAUCGUCAAUUCUCCACUAGCAACAUGAAGUUUCUGGUUUGCACUUUGCUCUUAACAUCGGCAGUUUUCGCCGAAGAAACCGCCAAGAAGAAGCGCGGUCUGCUCCUUGGAGGCGGUGAUUUGGGCGGCCACGGCGGUCUGGGUGGCGGCAUCUCUCUCGGCGGACACGGUGGCGGCCUAUCUCUGAGCGGUGGUCACGGCGGAGGCUUAUCUCUGGGCGGUGGUCACGGCGGAGGCUUAUCUCUGGGCGGAGGUCACGGAGGACUCGGUGGAGGAUUCGGAGGCGGCAGCGGGGGCGGCUUCGGCGGCGGCGCCGGUGGAGGAUAUGGUGGUGGCGAAGGACACAUAACCCACAUCACCCUCCAUAAAACCAUUUCCGUGCCCAUCCCACAUCCAGUCCCAGUUCCCGUUGAGAAGAAAGUACCAGUUCCAGUCAAAGUACCUGUACCAUACAAGGUUGAUAAGCCCUACCCUGUUCACGUGCCACAACCCUACCCAGUACACAUCGACAAACCAUACCCAGUCAAAGUGGAGAAGACCAUUCCUUACCCAGUCAAAGUACCAGUCAAAGUACCAGUACCAGUCAAAGUCCCAGUGCACAUCCCCAAACCAUACCCAGUACCAGUCCACAAACCAGUCCCAGUGCACAUCCCUGAAUACAACAUCGUUAAGAAGCCAGUACCAGUUUUGGUAAAAGGACACGAUGGCGGUUUGGGCGGUGGUCUGGGCGGCGGCUUUGGAGGCGGUGACUUUGGAGGCCAUGGUGGAUUCGGUGGAGACUUGGGCGGCCAUGGAAUCGGCGGCGGUAUCGGCGGUGGAUUCGGCGGACACGAAUUGUCCCUCGGUGGUGGUGGUUUUGGACACCAUUAAUGCAUAAAUGUGAUAUUAAUUGCCUCUGUUCGGUUUGGUUAUUUUUGUUAAAUUGUUAUUUAGCAAAAAUAAUUAAAUUGAUUUCUUGUAAAUAGUACUGAUCACAUGUCAUUCAUCUACCAUGCACACGUUGUCCAAAAUUGCCAUUUAGAGGAGACUUUAAUAUGGUUAGCUUUACUUUGUGAAGAGUUUCCAUAUUAAUGUGCAACCAGAAAUUAUUUGUUGCGCAACUGCGUAUUUUGUUCAAAAAUGUUAGAUUUGUUAUGACGUAGCGAUAUUGUUUGGUCUCACUUUAACUGAUUUUCUCUAAUAUUUCGGUAGUAACACUUAAGUUCUUUUCCUUUGGCAAACAAUUCGCAAGUUUAACAAUUGAACAUAUUUUGAACAAACUGAAUUUGCAACAUGUGUCAUUUUUCAUUUCAUCUUGAUCACCUAGUUUUGUUGUAUUUACAACCUUAUUUUUUAGUUGUGCAAUAAACCUAUUUUUCUAUUUAAAAUUUUGUUUUUCUUAUUGAAUUCUUAAACACUAUUAAUCACUUGCAUAUAGCUAGCUCCAAAAUAAUAUAACCAAUUCUUUUUAAGUGCCAACGGACACUAAAAUGUGUAUUGAAUAAACAGUAACAGGGAUAAGAA
Messenger RNA from Zophobas morio, 1542 nucleotides. RefSeq lists its product as uncharacterized. The transcript has 2 exons. Bases 64 to 909 code for a protein of 281 amino acids. The record is from RefSeq and is a predicted model, not a curated record. Lineage: Eukaryota; Metazoa; Arthropoda; Insecta; Coleoptera; Tenebrionidae.